UGACCAUAAGCAGCCUGAGAGGCAACUCGACCAUCUACAAAUGGCUUGUAUCAACUUCUAAAUUCCUGAUGGUAUCUCAGCGAGCAGCAGCAGUGGAUCUAAACCCCGUCAUCAUCCAGCAGUCAAUCGGGGAUGUAGCAUUCAUUUCAAUAUCGAAUACAACUUCCCUGGAGUCCAGAUUGGAUAUGUUGUCUUUGGUGUCCUCAGACAGUGACUUUGUACCAAGAAAGAUCACAAUGACCUUUGAACCUGACCAGCGUCUCUUAACGACAAAUGUCGCUGUCUUAGAGGACACACGCCCAGAGGAUGCGGAAGUUUUCAUGGUUCGCUUAGUCAAUCCCACUAAUGGUGCCGAGGUUGGUGCAAACGAUAGUGUGCAAGUCAACAUCCUGCCCAAUGAUGAUGCUUUUGGAAUUAUACAGUUUGCUGCGGAUUCAAGAUUUGUCCGACAGAUUGAAAGAUCUGGUGAGGAUAACUCUGUGCGAUUGAACAUUGAAAGAUUGCGAGGGAAUCACGGCAGGGUGGAAGUUGCAUGGGACUUGAUCACAAAGACGGGGACACCAGUCAUGACCAAUGAUGUCACACCCACUGUGGGAAGCGUUGUGUUUGUGUCUGGAGCUGAGGUGUCCACUAUUUCCCUCCUGAUUAGAGAUGAUGCCUUACCAGAGAUGGACAAGGAGUUCACCAUCAGGCUCAAGAAUGUCACAGUCUCCGGUACAGGCAUACCAGGCAAGGGUGCAACACUUGGUGUCUAUAAUACGAGCACGAUGGUGAUCAUGGCCAGUGAUUCUCCAAAUGGAGUGGUGUCAUGGGAGAAGACGGCCUUGGCAACAACUGAACCAGAAGGCUCGGAUGCCACCGUAACUCUUCAUGUUAUCAGGGAACAAGGCUCAAAGGGAACCAUACAAGUCUCUUACAUCACGUCACGGGACAUGUCCAAGCAGACGUCAAAACAAGCUACAGCAGGCGAUGACUACGUUGCUAAGCAGGAGACCGUGAGCAUGGCACCUGGUGUCAACCGGACAGCUGUGACUGUGGUCAUCAAGCACGAUGAUCUACCAGAGCAGGAAGAGUCGUUCCUGGUGAACAUCACCUCUGUUCACCUGAUGGGCGCCCCCGCUACAGCAGGUGUCGGGCCAAGUAUCAAGAAGCCAGGAGAUGUUGCUACCGUUUCUAUUGGAGAGAAUGACGUUGCUGGUGGUGUUAUACAGUUUGAUGUUGCCAAGAAUGCCAAUGACCAGAUUGAUACCUACGAGGGGGAGGUGCUACGCUUGCCAGUGAAUCGUACGAAGGGCACCUUCGGUGAUGUGACAAUAUCAUGGAGGACGAUCCAGAAUGAGGCUAGCAGUAGCGACUACAAACCAAAUGGAGGCUAUAUCACAUUUACCGAGGGACAAACUAUGGCGACAAUCAAUAUCACAAUUGUGGACGACACUAUUACUGAGGGAGUUGAGAAAUUUGAGGUUCAUCUGUUUGAGAAAGUUUCUGGCCCGCCCACGGCCUUCUUGGGUGACAAGAGAAAAGUAACAGUAGCCAUUAGAAAGAAUGACUCGCCCAAUGGCAUGUUUGGGUUCGUCGAGGCCCAGCAGUCUGUGCGGGAGCCAGCAAAUGCAGAUGACCCUGGAGGAAACGUGACAUUCAACGUCCAGCGUCUACAAGGAACUGAGGGAACGGUUGUCGUCACUUGGAGACUAAGCGAGAAUGCCAAGGAUGACUUCCAGGUGCCGCUGACUGGAAGUUUAACAUUUAAAAAUGGAGAAGUCAAACAUGCUGUUACACUCCGCACUAAAGGUGACAGCAUCCUCGAGGGUGAUGAGAAAUUCACCAUAUCAUUGGUGUCCGCAGACAAUAACGCUGACAUCAACCCGAAAGCGAGUGAGGCAGCUAUCAUCAUUUUGGCUGACAAGGGAGCCAACGGCAUCAUACAGAUUGUCCCAAGCGAUCGCUCCAUUCUCAUCGGUGAGCCCUCGGCUUCCUACGAUGGGAAGGCGACUAUCGGCGUAACACGAGGAAUUGGGAAAUUUGGUGAGGUCAUUAUCACUUGGCAGAUUACCGAGAGGGACACGGAGACUUUCCUGGCGCUACAGGGUAUGGUGACAUUUAAAGAUGGCCAAGAGAAUCAGACCAUUGAGAUUCAGACCAAGGAUGAUACCGUACCUGAACUGAAGCAUCUGUAUGCGUUAGAGAUCACGUCUGCCACUGGUGGCGCCAUAGUAUCCACAGAACCGGGUGCCAGGAAGUCUAUAAUCACCAUGGUGGCCAGUGACUACCCACACGGAUUGUUCCAGUUUGCAGCUCCACAGGAGAAGAUGGUGUCUGAGGAUGACGGCUUUGUUUCCUUGACCAUUAAGAGGGACUUUGGAACAGUAGGCCAGGUGAAGGUCUCGUACACGACCUGGCAGAGUACUGCCAAAGAAGGGGAAGACUUCACAGCCGAGUCUGGGGAGAUGACCUUCGCCAACGGCGAGAGAGAGCAGAAGCUCCAGGUGUCGAUCCUGCAGGAUAUCCGGCCAGAGGGACCAGAGGAAUUUUGUGUCAAUAUCACCAAGGUGGAGUUACUGUCAAGUACCAACAACUAUACCAGUAUUGGAGGCUUGGCGAUGGACAUGGCACCAGAGAUUGGCCCUCUAGUUGUCAAAAAGGUUAUUAUCACUAAGAACGAUAAUGCUGAGGGAACACUGGAAUUCAAUUCGUCUGCAGUUAAUAUGCUUGUCAAAGAAGAUGCCGGAGUGGCCCGCAUCCCUGUCAUACGGACUGGUGGAAGCUAUGGCAAGGUGUCCGUAAAGUAUGAAGCUGCAAAUCAAACAGCCAAGCAUGGCGAAGACUACAUCUUGCAAAAGGGCGAGGUCGAGUUUGGCGAUGGGGUGACGUCUGCUUUCAUACAAGUCGUCAUCUUGAAUGAUAAUUUGCGGGAAUUUGGAGAAUCGUUUGAAGUCAAGCUCACAGCAGCUACAGGGGGAGCUAGUCUGGGAAGUCGUACAAAUGCUGUGGUCACCAUUGACAAAUCUGACUACCCAAAUGGAAAGUUUACCUUCGUUGGUACAACCAACCUUAUUAUUCCCAAUCCGUCAACAGAUCAGGUCAGGACAUUCUUCCUGGAAAGAAGUGGCGGCACCUUAGGGAAACAGACAGUCCACUGGCGCAUCAUGGGUUUCAAUGACAAGAACAAACAGGUAUUCGACACAAACGACGUCAGCUACAACAUCAGUGGAACAGAGGUGACAUCAGGAAGCUUGGUCUGGGCGGAUGGAGAGCUUGGACAGAAGAACAUCGCUCUCACCAUCAAACCUCACACUGGACCAGAGAUACAGAAGAUCUUCUUGAUCACAAUCUACGAUAUUGUUGGCAGUCCAGCCACGUCAGGCCAUGGGGAAGUUGGCCCUCUUGCUGGAAGUGCUGAACUCACAAUUUUGAAACAUGGCGAUCCAAAUGGUAUUGUGCGCUUUGCCGAUGCUGCCACUGAGCAAAGGAGCUUCUCUGAGCCCCUGACAAGUCCUACAGAAGUCGCCUUCCCAUUAUACAGGAGAGAGGGAACCAUUGGAGACAUCAAGGUCCACUGGCGUGUAACCGUACCAUCUGGUUCAAACAACGACACCCUCCCCAUGUCCGGUGUGGCAGUCAUUCAGGACAAGAAGAGAAUUGGCACCAUCUACACAUACAUCCAGCCGGAUGAUGAACCGGAACUAACCGAGGAACUCACCAUGGAACUUGUGAAGAUCGAGGGUGGUGCUGAGAUAGACACAGUUUUCAAUACAUCUAAAAUAGCUAUAACCUACAACGAUGACCCCCAUGGAGUGUUUGCUGUUUUCACUCAAUACCAGUCUGUUGUUGUCAACGCAGACAUGUCACGAUCAGUCAAAGUUAAUGUCACACGCCUUGCAGGUUCUGUUGGCAAGGUCAGGGUCACCUUCACUGUGGCUUUUGAUCAGUCAUUCACUGGUCCUGCCACAAGUUCUGGGACCAUCGAGUUUGAGAAUGGUGAAGCGUCUGCUUCUAAGCUUGUACCUGUUGGGAAGAACAUCUUCAUGGCAGUCAACUCUACCUUCACUAUCACGCUUACGAAUGUGGAAUUCAAUGGAAUCGGAGUGACUAUCCCUCCAAUGCUGUCAGCUACUGACAAAACAUGUAAGGCCUCUGUACCAGAGUCUGCUGCAAACAGUCAGGUUGGCUUUGCUCAGCCAGUCAUUCAGAUAGAUGAAGCUAAUAAUGAAGCCGAAGUGACUCUGACUCGUAUUGGCACGUAUGGAUCCCUCGAUGUGGAGUGGCUCACAGGAUUCCCAACGAAUGAGAUCCCGACUGGGUUCACCCAGGGAAAUGUCCUAACCGCACCAUCGAAGAUCAGCUUCACCAAUGGAGAGAAGACACAGUCGUUUAAAAUAAGUGUCCUCCCAAACAACCAAGGUACCCCGGAACUUUUUGCAAUCCACCUGCCAAAAGCACCCACUUCAGGCACUGAUGGUGGUGCACAGCUCUGGAGUGGUCAUACCUUACUCAAGUUUGACAAUCAGGGCUUAGUGCAGUUUGCGUCAAACAGCAGGGAGGUGACUGUCGAUGAAAAUAUUGGAACGAUGGAGUUGACCCUUGAGCGUGUUUACGGUUCAGAGGGGAGUAUCCAAGUCCAGUAUCGUACCUCGUCUGUCGCUCAGGGGGCGACGGGAGGACAAGACUUCACACACGUAUCGGAAGGAAAACAGAACUUUGACGAGAAGCAAACACGGGCUAUCAUUAUGAUCAGGAUUCUUCUCGAUAAUAUCCCUGAAGUUGCGGAGCAUUUCUUUGUAGAUGUCAUCGCUGUUGUGCCCCUGCCGACUGGCAGCGGAAACGGAGAGUCACCAAGAGUCAGCCGGCUCUUUUACCGAGCCAAGGUAGUCAUCUCAAAGAACAAUUACCCCAAUGGUCUCCUCUACCUGACCCCACCAGCCCUGUCAGUGAACGAAGGUGCCAACACACUCCUCAGCAUCAUGCGGACAGGUGGCCUAUACGGGGACAUCAGGGUGACAGUCAGGACUAUGGGAGCGGGGGAAAUCUUCAACCAUUCUGAUGGAGAGAUCAGGCCAACUGCUGACCACUCUGAUUUCGUCCCCUUCAGUACGGUUGUUCUCUUUGAGAAUGGUACCGCUGGACCUCGUAGUGUCAGCCUCCAGAUAAGAUCAGAUACGGAUGUUGAACAGGACGAGACCUUAGUUGUCUACUUGACAAAUUCAUUUGGUGGGGCUGCAAUUCUCCAAGGAAAUACUAUCAAUGGACAGAAGAAUUACUCAUUAGUCACCAUCAAAAGGAGUGGCCAGUACAAUGGUGUCGUCUCAUUUGUGACCAAAACUGCCUACAUCGAUGAAGAUGGUAGCGCAGAAGCCAAUCUCGUGUUGUCGCGGACAGCAUCUUUUUAUGAUUUGACGGUUGAGUGGAUCGCUAAGCUGGCCUUGGACAGUAAUGAGCAACAGGAUGCUGAUAUGCUGGACCCAGUCACAAAGAAGGGGUCAACAGUUUGUAGGAAGGGCGAGUCGCAGUGCAAGAUUAAUGUAAAGAUUAAGAAAGAUGAGACACCAGAGAGGAAGAGCAGCUUCUAUAUUAUCCUGACAAAUACAGAUGGAGGUGGCGCAUCUAUCAACCAGAACCUGAAGUCCUGUAAAGUAGUGGUGAAUGCGAGUGACUACCCUGAUGGCUUGAUACAGUUUACGGAGAAGUCUCGGUUCAUCACAGCAAAUAACUCCCAGACAAUCGUACAUCUUGAGGUUUUGAGGACGAAUGGUGUGGACGGUGAAGUAGCAGUGGAGUUCUACUCCUGGCAGCCUGUCACAUCCACCGUUGCAAUAUCGGGUAUAACUGUGCAGCAAGGUGUUUCUGGACAGGACUUCACAGCUAAGAGAGGCACAGUCACCUUCGGGGCCAAGGACACUGGUCCAAAAAGUAUCAACGUUACAUUGACCCCGUUCAAUGGGCAGUCCUCGAACGUCUACCCCAAAGUUUUCUACGUUAGUCUAGAGAAGCCGACGAAUGGAGCAAGCAUUGGUCAUAGUCAAGCUCAGAUUCUCAUCUCCAAGCCGGGCGAGGACAAACUAUGGGGGAUAUUAGCUGAGGCUAAUGCUGGCACACUUGAUGAUGCAAGGAUAAACAGUGUGUUGACAAGAUUGAAAGACGCCACUAAUCCCACAAAAAAGUUGGUUGCGAGUGAAUUGGAUGUCGUUGACAAUACAUUGGAUCUAAUCAUAAAACAGGCAGAAAAUCGAACUGUCCCUUUGAGUGUGCAGCAGGGCGUCAUGGAUGUUUUCUGCAAUCUCGUCAACCCAACCCGUGACGACACUACGAUGGGACAUUCACAACUUUCUAGACUCGUAGAAAGAUUUGCCUUUACGUUCCUCCUGGACCAGAAGUGUCAGACAGAAAACUUAAUCAGGUUUGAUCACUGUGCAUCUAUAAGAUUAGCUAUGGCCAAAUGGUACCCUGAAAACAUCAAUGGAUACAAGUACCAAGCGGACCGGAAUGCCAGAGAUUACUUUAAACUUCCGAGUACACUUCUCCCCACGAUCAGUGCUCCCAACAAACAGUGUGAAGCAAUACAAUUUCUUGAGUAUAGCAGUGAACAAUGGUUCAUGGAACAAAAAGAUAAGGUUCUUAUGAACAAUAAGGUCAUCACCUUUAAAAUUCAAGGCCAGUCGUCCAAGAUGUUGGAGUCGCCUAUUGUCUUCAGAAUCUAUACCCAAGACAGGAAAAUUGCUCCUAACAGAGCACAGUGUGUUUAUAACUUAGAUACGAGUGUGGGCUGGGAGGUUCGACAGGAUAUCUGCUACGUGGUGAACAAUUUGAACCUGGCUGUGGAUGACUAUGUCGAAUGCUCAUGUAAACACAUGACAAGUUACGCUGUCAAGGCCAAUACCAACAACCCUGAUCUGAUUGGCUAUCCUAUAUGGUUCUCUAUCUCCUGCUUUAUUUGUAUGUUUGGACUACUGCUGGCAGUACUUUCACAUCAUCUCUGUUCCGUCUAUUCAAUGUUUGCAGCCAACCUCCUCAUGCAUUUUUGCUUUGCUGCAUUUGCAACACAGCUGUGUUAUGUGAUUGAUGCGUUCCUCAGUCCCGACUAUCUCCUCGCAUCAUCAGUCGACCAAGAUAACUACAGAUGUAUCGUCAUGGGUGUCUUCACACACUAUUUUGCCCUGGCCCAGUUUACUUGGCUCCUCGCACAGGCUUUGAACUUCUGGAAGAUCCUCGUUUUAAACGAUGAGCAUACAGAUCGAAAAUAUGCUGUUUAUUUGUUAAUUGGUUGGGGUCUGCCAGUAGUAAUUGUUGCAACCUUCUAUGUCAUUACAUUCUGCCUGUAUCACUACGUCUAUAAAGAAGACGCUAAAUUCAUAUAUGGUGAUGUCAACAACAAUGGAGACAUCUGUUUCAUCACCAACCCCUAUGCUGCCCUCGGGGGAGUGAUAGCCCCUGCUCUCAUAUUCAUCAUGGUGUUAGCUGUAGUCUUCAUACAGUCUUUCCAAGUCACUCCACAGUGGCAGGCUUAUGAUGAUAUAUACAGAGGGAGAUAUAAUGUGAAUGAGGUUCGCAUUCUCCUUCUUUUCUUCACCAUCGUCAUCCUGACGUGGCUAUGGGGUGGACUCCAUCUGGCCUUCAGCCAUGUCUGGUGGCUCGUACUCUUCUGCAUAUUCAAUAUCAUACAGGGUCUGUACGCCUUAGUGGUCUACACCAUUCUGCGUAAUCCAUGCUUGCCAUGCCUGCGGCCACAAAAACAGAGCUACGCCGUCUCAGUCAACAUGAACGGUGAUACCGGUGGCCAUUAUCCUCACCAUGAUGGGCCGUCUUUGAUUGACAGUAUUAAAGGAUCAAAAAUAUCACUUGUUCAUAAUGACAUGAUGAUUGAUGACUGGGAUCAGGAUUCCCUGACUCAUGUUGGUGGAAUGAGGGUCAAAAGGACACCACCAGUCAAUGGGAAUAUCUUCUCAAUCUACGACAACAAGAUGCCAAUACCAGCAGAGGACGACCGAGAGGACCAAGACCUCGAUGAUCUCAUCUUUGCUUUAAAAACUGGUGCUUUGACGCCAAGCGAAAGCAGCAAUAAUUUCGAAAAAGAUUUCGACCAGUCUACGACGAUCACUGGGCCACCUCAUGAUCCCUUCAUGGGAGAAAUGAGAAGAAUAUCGAUAGCAGACACGCAUUUGUAGUCAAAAGCUUUCAGUUCCAUUUUAUUUUUCAUCUUAUUUUCCUUUUGGUAAAUAGUUCCAGUUUUCGUUUUGGCACUAGAAGGGGUGAACAUACUUCAAUCUUUAGCCAACCAUUCAUUAACUACAUUUGGGGGUUCAUAUGUCAAAAUGGAAAACAUUGGUGUGAAAUUAGGAUAACACACUGGGAGAUCAUGAGACUCGAAGGACAUUACUUAUCAUGAUACAUAAAAGUGUGUUGAAAUGACAAUGUUUUUUUCUCGAUAUUGUAGAUUCUAACUUGCUGUUGUCUACAUGUAUGUGUCUUAUUUCAUAUCAAUAUGAUCAAGUUUCUAAUAUAUACUUGGUACAAUACAUGUAGGCCUGGUAACCCUCGUCUGACAAGCCCAAGAAAAUUUGUGAUUAUAAUUAAUCCAUCUAUUGGCAUUUACUUAAUAAAUUGUAAAUAAAUUAAUUAUCCGAAUGUAAGGUCCAAUUUGUAAUGCAACAUGUUUUGAUAACCAGACUCUUUUCUGUGAUUUAGCCGUCCAUAUAAUCUGUAAGUCUGUGGCAAUACAGUUGCUUUCAAUGUAGAUAUAUUUGGGCAGCAGGGCUGGUUGAUGGUCAGUUGAAAAUCUGCUGCUCGUAACUGUUCUUUUUAUAUGUUAGCACAGUCAAUGCACUAUAUAUAUCGAGCUACUUUUGAGUAUACCUGUAAUAGUCAUAAUGUUCACAUUUAUUGCAUAUUUAUUGCACUUUCACAUUCCAAACACAUUGGGACACUUCAGUCUAAAAGUCGGUAUGACAGGAAGGAACUUUCACCAGCAUAAUCAAACUCCGGCCAUGAUUUACCUGUUGUUUUUUGGAGUGUUGAUGUCCGGGCACUACUGCAUAAAUUCUAGUUUCUCCUAAUAAUCAUUUGGAUGACCUCCAUUGAUGUUGACUACUAUGUUGAAAUUGACUUGUUCAGAAAGAAGCUCUGUGAGAAGUGGUUUUGGGAUUUCUCUGCACUGAAACUGUGUGACUGAAUAAAGCAGAUCACUUCCCCCCACUCAACAGUGGAUGUUCUGUCCUGUAAUGUAGUCAUCUGUAUUCAUAUGUUGUCACAUGCAUGUCUUUGUAUAUAACAAAAGGGUUAAAAAUGUAUGAGGACAUAACACAUGUCAGGAUAAUACAUUAC
This is a messenger RNA of Lineus longissimus, 9315 nucleotides long. Its product is annotated as adhesion G-protein coupled receptor V1-like. Gene Ontology annotation, cellular component: membrane; cytoplasm. The transcript has 43 exons. Bases 69 to 8159 code for a protein of 2696 amino acids. Gene Ontology annotation, molecular function: G-protein alpha-subunit binding; G protein-coupled receptor activity; adenylate cyclase inhibitor activity. NCBI's taxonomy places the organism in Eukaryota, Metazoa, Nemertea, Pilidiophora, Heteronemertea, Lineidae. The record is from RefSeq and is a predicted model, not a curated record. Gene Ontology annotation, biological process: cell communication; G protein-coupled receptor signaling pathway; cellular response to calcium ion.